This is a messenger RNA of Recurvomyces mirabilis, 1239 nucleotides long. RefSeq lists its product as uncharacterized. Lineage: Eukaryota; Fungi; Ascomycota; Dothideomycetes; Mycosphaerellales; Teratosphaeriaceae. The transcript has 5 exons. Gene Ontology annotation, cellular component: membrane. The coding region runs from base 1 to 1239 and encodes 412 amino acids. Gene Ontology annotation, biological process: malate transmembrane transport. The record is from RefSeq and is a predicted model, not a curated record. Gene Ontology annotation, molecular function: malate transmembrane transporter activity.
AUGGGCAACAAAGUGUCGCCCUCAAGUCGUAACGAUACGCGGCAGCAACAACACUACAGGAAUGACCCUGCCAAGUCGCCUGGACAUGACAAACACGUCUCUAUUCGUGAGCGGCUGUCGCACUUCACCUGGAGCUGGUUCGAAUGUACGAUGUCAACAGGCGCCAUUGCGACUUUGCUUUCCCAGCAGCCAUUCGAAUUUCGUGGAGUACUCACUAUAGGCAAGAUCUUCUUCAUCCUGAAUCUGAUACUUUUCGUCCUAUUCUCAUGCCUAAUCACUUUCCGCUUCGCCAUGCGGCCAUCUGCACUUACUCGAUCGCUACACCAUCCGCAUGAGAGCUUCUUUUUCGGCACAUUCUGGGUCUCUAUCGCCUUGAUAUUAUACAACACUCAACAGUAUGGCGUACCAAGCUGUGGGCCGUGGCUUGUCAAAGCGCUCGAGGUGUGCUUCUGGCUUUUCGCCGGAUGUGCUAUGCUAGUUGCGAUCUUUCAGUACCAUGUCAUAUUCGAUGUUGAGCGACUGCCUGUUGAGCACGCAAUGCCCGCCUGGAUACUGCCAGUCUACUCCUUCCUCAUUCUUGGGCCAUUGGGAAGCACUCUUGAGUACAGCCAACCACAGGCAUCGGCGCUGCCAAUCUUCAUCGGAAGCAUACUAUUUCAAGGACUGGGAUGGAUGUUUGCCUUCUUCAUAUAUACAAUCUACCUGACCAGGCUUAUAUCGAACGAACUACCUGAGCCCCCCAAGCGACCGGGCAUGUAUGUUGCUGUGGGACCGGCUGCAUAUACAUCUAAUACGCUCGUGGCUCUGGCUUAUCAAGCACCUAAGGUCAUACCAGACGACUUUCUCGGCAUCACAACCUUCGCGGUCGGGGAUGUAUGGAAGGCGAUCGGUGUACCAGCUGGAAUAUUCUUCUGGCUCUUAGCCUUCUGGUUCUUCGCUUUGACCACCGUGAGCGUGCUAUUUGGUGCUCGACAGAUGCACUUCACAAUGCAGUGGUGGGGCUUCAUCUUCCCAAACGUGGGUCUGACGAUCGCCGCGAUCUACAUAGGCAACGUGCUUGAGAGCAAUGGUAUUAAAGCCGUGACCUCGGCCAUGAGUGUGUUGUUAGUGGCGAUAUGGCUCUUCACGACGGGAAUGAACGUACGUGCAGUUUGGAAGCGCCAAGUCCUGUGGCCAGGUAUGGAUGAGGAUAUGGAAGACAUCGAAGGCCACAGCCAGGACGAAGACAAGGGAGACUGA